Molecule: messenger RNA, 1571 nt
Organism: Nothobranchius furzeri (turquoise killifish)
Lineage: Eukaryota; Metazoa; Chordata; Actinopteri; Cyprinodontiformes; Nothobranchiidae
Source: RefSeq, a predicted model, not a curated record
GUGUAUCGAUGGAGCGCAGGGACCGCAGUGGCUCCGUGAACAGCGGAGGUUCUCGGGACCGGUUGCGUCCAUCUCCGGCUUCAGCUGGUAUUGAUGUCAGCCGAUCGCAUUUUUAUUUUUUACCUUCACAAAUCGCGCUUUCCGUUAAAACGGGCAUGAAUGUUUGAGGAGGAGAAAAAAAACCAAAGUAUUAUUUUAACCUAAACGAGACAAAUGGAGAAAUCUGAGUCGGGUGUCGCUCACCGAUAGUUGCGUGAACGGUGUCAGCCACGUCCAGGAAACAAAAUCCUAUCCGAUUUGACGCAUUUUUAAGUUUUUGGCCGCGAAUUUCGCGCAUUGAUGACCCGUAUUUUGGAUUAUGGUGUCAUAUUUAAAGCGUCGCGUGAAUUCGGGUGGUCUUUUAGAUGCGGGUGGUGCCGAUUUGUGUCUUUAACGUGUUGACUGUGUUCACUGUGAGGCUGUUAUGUGUGUCGUGGUUUAUUCUGUAACAUCCGAAGCAGCUGACCAGGAUCCCUCCCACGCUGGGCGGCUUUCUCCCGGCGGUCAUCGCAAAACACACAGCUCCCCCAAAAAUCCCUAAAACAACCACGGUAACUUCAUCUAAUGAUUCACGAGCGUUUUUAUUUUCCUGUCCACAAAGACCAGGUGAAACGAGUUCAUCUCGGCUGCUUUCUGGGUUUUGGCCGCUAGAUGGCAGUAGGAGCCCAUAGUUCCUGCGGGAUUAACGGGGAGUUGAGCUGCAAUCUGCAUUAUUCUGCAAAACAUAACAACCGCAAAUGCAAACCAUGAGAUGGCAUUCAAAGGCAAAGCGGUCGAUUCAAAGACCGUUCUGCUCAACCUGCUGCUGUGUCUCCUCAUCUUUUACUCUCUUUUCUACAUGAUUGGGAGCGUUUGCUUCGGUGCCUUCAGGUUGGAUCACUUUGACGGACUGAUUCCAUUUGAUUUCAAGACUGAACCUGCCGAGUCCAACUCCAAAUACCUGGUCAACCUCGUCUCCUUGGAGCUCACCUGCUUUUGUAGUGGCAUCCUGUUUGCUGCAGUAGUGAGGAGGCGGGUUUGGGACUAUGCUCUCACUGUCACACUUCUCCAUGUAAUGAUCACCAGCCUGGUGAUGUUGGAGUUCCCUGUGGUGUGGCAGUGGUGGCUGGCUCUAGGUAGCGGCUUGUUUCUGAUGAUGUGCAACGGUCAGCUGAUUGCAUACUUCACAUGCCAAAGUGAGUAGAGCAACGCCACCUUCAGCUACUACUGGCACGUUUAUAUAAUCUGAUUAUAGAUUAUUCUUGUGUAGAGGUGGACAAGAAUCUGACACUUUUCAGAUGGGUCAGAGCUGGGUGCAGUUUGUGUUAUGUUGCCAAAACUGACAUCUUGUUAUGUUUGUGCAUUUACCAGUCCGUGCAGCUGGUGUGGUACUGUCACAGCCACGGUACGAUGUGAUUCAAGAAUGAGACUUGUGCAAUCAAAGGACAUAAUAUUAAAGACAUAUUAUGCAAAACUCAUCUUUUGUGCUGCCAUGUGGAUCUCUACUGCCUUUAAAAACACUCCAAAUGUGAAUAAAACCUCCAUCUAUUUUC